AGAAGCCUUUCCAGCCAUCCUUCUUCUGAGCCUGGUUGACCUAAAGCAGCUUCCAAGAUGUCCCAACAACACACUCUGCCAGUCACCCUGCCCCCUGCCCUCAGUCAGGAGCCCCUCAAGCCUGUUUCUCCUCCUGCUGAUACCCACCAGGAGGAGCACGUGAAGCAGACAACUCCACUGCCGGUCCCAUGCCAGAAGGUGCCCUCCGGAAUCCCAGGGGAGGUCCCCUUGGUGCACGAGGAGAAAUACACAACUCCUGUGAAGGGAGAGUCCAAGCAAGACUGUAAGCCACAGCAGCAGGAACUUUAUCUGGAACAGCAGCAGCCACAAGAGUCACAGGAACAGGAAGUGCACCUGGAACAGCAUCUGGAACAGCAGCAGCCACAAGAGUCACAGGAACAGGAAGUGUACCUGGAACAACAUCUGGAACAGCAGAAGCCACAAGAUUUACAGGAACAGGAAGUGCACCUGGAACAGCAUCUGGAACAGCAGAAGCCACAAGAGUCACAGGAACAGAAAGUGCACCUGGAACAGCAUCUGGAACAGCAGAAGCCACAAGAGUCACAGGAACAGGAAGUGCAUCUGGAACAGCACCAGCUGCAAGAGUCACAGGAACAGGAAGUGCACCCGGAACAGCAUCUGGAACAGCAGCAGCAGGAGCGACAGGAACAGGAACUGCAGCAGCAGCAACAGGAUGAGCAUGAGGACCAUCAGGAAGCAGAAAGCUUGGAGAAGCAGCUGGAGGAGGAGAAAACACAAAGGGAGCUAAAGGGUCAGCUGGAAGAGAAGAAGAAGCUCUUGGACCAGCAGCUGGAUGGAGAGCUGGCAAAGGGAGGUGAGCAACUGGAGAAGAAGGAAAAGCAGCUGCUAGAGCCCCUGGAGCAGCAGGAGGGGAAGCUGGAUCCACCUACUUUUGUUCCAGCUCCUGGCCAGGUCCAAGAGACCCACCCAGUCCAGACACUGAAAGGAGAAGUCUUGCCCCCCACAGAGCAGCAGCAGCAGAAGCAGGAGGUGCAGUGGCCCCCCAAACAUAAGUAA
This is a messenger RNA of Rhinolophus ferrumequinum (greater horseshoe bat), 1038 nucleotides long. It is a transcript of the gene IVL, whose product is annotated as involucrin. Gene Ontology annotation, biological process: keratinocyte differentiation. The transcript is spliced from 2 exons. The coding region runs from base 58 to 1038 and encodes 326 amino acids. NCBI's taxonomy places the organism in Eukaryota, Metazoa, Chordata, Mammalia, Chiroptera, Rhinolophidae. The record is from RefSeq and is a predicted model, not a curated record. Gene Ontology annotation, cellular component: cornified envelope.